Messenger RNA from Phycodurus eques (leafy seadragon), 2082 nucleotides. RefSeq names its product VPS29 retromer complex component (gene vps29). The record is from RefSeq and is a predicted model, not a curated record. Bases 1043 to 1651 code for a protein of 202 amino acids. Gene Ontology annotation, biological process: intracellular protein transport; retrograde transport, endosome to Golgi. Gene Ontology annotation, cellular component: retromer complex; endosome. The transcript has 4 exons. NCBI's taxonomy places the organism in Eukaryota, Metazoa, Chordata, Actinopteri, Syngnathiformes, Syngnathidae.
CCCGCGAGCGACGUUGUGCUAUCGGCGGCUGUAAAACGGCGGUGACGCCUCAAGUAGUCCAAGAUGGCUCGCUGAUCACAUGACAGCUUCUGCAUUUUAGUGGCACCAAAUGACCAAAUGAAUGGCAUAAACACACUUUAGGUCUUUAAGUGAGCCACCGAGGCGGUCUUUGUGUUCUUAUUUCAAGCAACGUCUUGCGUGCGUGGCGCAACAUUGACUCUAACGUGACUUUUUCGUGUUGGUGAAGUGGAUAGCUCGCUGUGCUAACACGCAAAUGCAGCAGACUGACGUCAUCUAACGUCAUAAUUUGCUUCGUUAACUGCUCAUUUUGAUUGCUAAUUGGGAUUUAACGUGUUCGAAUGUCUCAUAUGAAUACUAGACAAUACGGGUGGGCAGACUAUGGCCUGUUAUGUUGUUAUUCAGGUUCCUUCAAAUGUAUUUAUUCACUUUUUUGUUUGUAUGCACGUAUGUCGGUAAAUAAUCUUAUUGCGUGUAUUUAUGAAAUUGUAAGAUUAAAGUUAGGGAUAGGGGAGUACCGAUACUAGGUAUCUGUAUAGGGCAGAUAUCGGAUACGCGUGAAGACUGCUGACACCAGCCACUGAUACUUGAGACAAAACCCCCCCAAAACUGACGAAGUCCUCCUCACCAGUAGUUGGCGCUAUACUGCAGCCGUUUGACAAAUCGGUGACUCGUGCUUCAGAAAGAAAGGUCUCUGUUGACAAUGUCAUUGUGUUCAUUGAAAUUUGAUGCAUUAAAGUACGUGUGCUAGUAUCGGUCUUUUGUGAGCUGGCCAAUCGUCUGUUUAAAAAACAAAGUUUUUCCCUGUUAUGCCACAAUCACUAACGAUUAACGAUUAACAACUGAAUCAAUCACAUCACAUUUUUCACAUAUUUUGUCUGCCGGUUUACGUUUAAUUUCUAAUUUGAAUUUCCCCCCUCUUGUCCCAACUGUUUGCCUUUUUCUCUCUUUAUCCAACCCCUCCACGCCAUUUUUUUGUUUUGUGUUGUAAUAAUGAUUCCUUCCUUGUGUCAUUCUAUCCGCGAUGCACAUUCCACACUUCUUCCAUCCCGCUUUCGUGUCUCCAAUCAACCAGGCUGUUCACCGGUUGGUCCUGGUGUUAGGCGACCUGCACAUCCCGCACCGCUGCAACACGCUGCCGGCCAAGUUCAAGAAGCUUCUGGUGCCGGGAAAGAUCCAACAUAUCCUCUGCACGGGAAAUCUGUGCACCAAGGAGAGCUACGACUACCUGAAGACGCUCGCCGGCGACGUCCACAUCGUACGCGGGGACUUUGACGAGAACCUGAACUACCCGGAGCAGAAGGUGGUGACGGUGGGCCAGUUCAAGAUCGGCCUGAUCCACGGCCACCAGGUGAUCCCGUGGGGGGACAUGGCCAGCCUGGCGCUGCUGCAGCGGCAGCUGGACGUCGACAUCCUCAUCUCGGGACACACGCACAAGUUCGAGGCCUUCGAGAACGAGAACAAGUUCUACAUCAACCCCGGCUCUGCCACCGGAGCCUACAGCGCGCUAGAAAGCAACAUCAUCCCCUCGUUCGUGCUGAUGGACAUCCAGGCGUCCACGGUGGUGACGUACGUCUACCAGCUGAUCGGAGACGACGUCAAAGUCGAAAGAAUCGAGUACAAGAAGUCUUAAAAAGCAGCUCCUGCUGCUGUUCCAUUCCUUUCCACUCGGGGGCGAUGUCUGCCCUGUAUUAUAUUGAUACGUUUUUUUGUUUUGGCUUGUAUUGGAGUUUAAUCAUUCUACUGAAUACAAAACAUGUUUCACGUGCUAACUUAGCAACAACCUUUAGCUUCCUUUCUUUCCACUUCACACAACUUUGUUCCAACUUCUCUUUGUUUUCAAUUAUGCAAUCAACAGCAAAUUUAUUUCUUUUAGUAGUGUUUCUGUGAUCAUAAAAUGGCAACCUCCAAAGUUGGAAUUGUAAAGCAUUCUCUGCCAGGCCAUCUUAAAACCUUUGAAUAAAAUUCUGAUGUUACUGACUUGGAAGUCAUACCCCAUAAUUAAAUGACGUUCUAAAUUAAUCUGUUCCAAACUUUGGCCAUCAUUAAAACAUUUUUAUGGCA